Copidosoma floridanum is the source of this 2851-nucleotide messenger RNA. RefSeq lists its product as uncharacterized. The record is from RefSeq and is a predicted model, not a curated record. Lineage: Eukaryota; Metazoa; Arthropoda; Insecta; Hymenoptera; Encyrtidae.
AAGGCUUAAGAGGACUGGAUUAUCGGGAACCGGCCUCAGUGUGUGACCCGCGUGCACUUCUCCUCUCGAUUACAAUAAUUAUUAAAUAUGCAUAUACCCACCUACAAUCACGGCAUAUCAACUCGAGUGUAAUAUACGCGGUCGUACCGACAUAAACUCCUCGCACGAUGCGUCACUACUGCAACCACUGCUUGUACCGUUGCCCCGUUGAAUCAGGAGAGGACAUGGAUCGCCGUCGUACCGGGAUGGGACCCUAGUGUGUGCCCAUCGUGGCCAGAAGCAAGUACCGUCAACAACAUCAUCGCAUAUCGCAUUCGCAUCGAUCGCCAACGAAAUGCCGGCCUGUGGCAGCGAGGCCCCCUGCAGCCUCCAGGGCCUGUGGCCCAACAAGAACGCCCUCGCCUCGCCGCUCGCCCAAAAUCAACGACAUCAGGUGCACUGCCACCACCACCACCACCAUCACCACCACCACCACCACCACGACACGAAUCACCAAGGUGGCCGAGGGACGAGACAACCCGGUUACCUGCACCGUGCCCUCGCCUGCACCAUCCUCGGGCCGCUCCUCUGGCUCCUGGGGUGGCUGUGGCUGUGCUGGCUGCUCCUCCUGCGGUUGCCCCUGGCCCUGCUGAGCUUACUCUUGUCGCGCCAGACGAGCCAACAGCGCCACCAGCAGAGAAACCGUAGCCCAGCCCGGGGUGGUCGCUGCGUCCUCGUGAGCGGGGCCAACACCGUCCAAGCGGUGCACAUCAUCAGGGGCCUCAGCCGGGCGGCGGGGGUCAAGCGCGUCGUCGUCUGCGAGCUACAGGCCUUCGGGCUGGCCCGGUUCUCGCGCGCCUGCUGCAGCUACCACACCCUGCCCCGCACGAGCAACGCGGCCGAGUACGUCAACGCCCUCAGGGACAUUGUGCGCCGGGAGGGGGUCGAGCUGUACGUGCCGGUGAGCGCCGCCGAGUCCUCCUCGGCCCCGGGGGGCGCCUACUUCGACAGCCUGGCCCGACCCCACCUGGAAAAGUCCCUCGGGUGCGAGUGCCUCGUGCCCCGGGCGGCGGAGGUCGCCCUCCUCGAGGACCCCGAACAACUCCAGAGGCUCGCCCGGGCCCAAUCCCUGCCCACGCCCCAGCACGCCCUCGUGCCCCGGCUGUCGGACGCGGCUCGGCUCUACGAGGGUGGGGGACUGUUGCGCGUGAGGGGCCGGUGCUACGCCUUCCCGGUGGGACCCUCGGGUCUCCGGGCUCGGCCCAAAUCGUUCGAGCUGCCCCCCGGCCUGCCCGAGUUCCUCCAGCUGGUGGCCAACCAACGCCUCGGCCCCGAACAACAGCAGCCGUGGCUCGUGCUGUUCGUGCCGCACGGGGCCGUGCACUUUUUGACUUGCACGACGAUAAGGGCCGGCAAGGUACUGGCCAACGUGACCUGCCGCGUGGACGAGUCGUCACGGGGCGACCUGCUGCCGGAGCACCAGCCCGAGGUCGAGCGUUGGCUGGAGCGUUUCUUCGCUGGCUUCGAGCCGGGCCUCCGGGGACACUUUACCUUCAGGCUGGCAGCGCUGGACGGGCGGAUGGACCGGCUGGUGGCCAUUAGCUGCCGAGUGGGCGUCGGGCUGGCGUAUCUCGGUCACUCGCUCGAGGUGGGCGAGCUGCUGGUGGGCAGAGACGAGGCGAGGGCUCCGGUGGUGUCGGCCACGCCAACCUGCAAGCAGCACCGGCUCGACGAGCGCGAGUCCCUGCUGCUCUACUGGGAUCCUCUGCCCUACUGCGCCUACUGUUAUCUCCUGCUACCCUUUCGGAGGGUCGCCGGGCUGUUGAGGGCGCACCGGCGGACUCGGCACAAGCCACCUCUCGCCAUUGUGCGGUAACCCCAACUCAUCGAAUCGCUUGGACCACAUGGAUUUAAUUACGUACGGACAAAGUGCGCCCAAGACUAUAUUGUUUUGUACAGUGGUGGUGGUAAAGGGAGGUGCCAAGGACAACAGCACCGGUGAUCGUCAAACUUUUGCAUCAACUUUUAUUAUAAUACAUGAGUUUUAUUUUAAUGUUAUACUCGAGUGUCCAAUCGAAUGUUACAGUUUAUUAUCAUCGUCUCCAUGGACAAUACAUUUGUAAUGAGGAUUCAUAUGUAAAUAAGGAUAUUAUUUUUUACGCCUACGCUCAACAUAAAUCACUCAGGAUAUAGUAUAUACUACUAUACAUGGCAUUAUUGUAUAAGUCGAGCGAACCGUAUACCUAUAGGUAAAUUUGUUUUAGGCACGCACUAGAGAAGCAAUACUAUUAAUAAUAAUAAUAAUAAUAGUUUUAAUCGUUCGAAAAUAUAUAAAUAAGUGGAUAAUUACUCUGAUAAGGACUACGAUUAUAUAAAUAUGUGCUUUUAGCCAUCAAUCACAGUUCUGGGAUAAAAAUAUCCGAGAAAACAAGGAGAUACCGUGUGUAUGUGUGUGAAUGAUACGUUUGGUUUUUUUUUUCUUUCUUCAAGAGAAGAAAGAGAAAAGAAAAGAAAAAAAACUAAAAAUUAAUCUUCUUGCCAAAUGUGUGCGUACGAAAUAUGUUGCACGAUUAUCUGCAUCGUGGAAAGUUUUUCAAUUGAUCCGGCGUGCGAGUGCGUGCACACACGAUACUUGUGAUUUGCGUAAACAAAACGUAUACUCGGAGCGUAGAGAAAGAAAAAAAAAAAAAAAAGUCGCUCUGCAGCGAUUGAUCUCUCGCUCCCUCCCCGCCCUGCGCUCUUGUUUUAUCGCGCCAACGAAAUCGCACUGGUGGUUGAUUCGUUGUUUAAAAGAAAGAUAUGUUCGCACACGAAUGUUAUACUUGUGAAGCGAAAGGAAUAAAAAAAAAAAAAAAAAAGUUUAUCAGCCGAA